This is a messenger RNA of Somion occarium, 1029 nucleotides long. The record is from the annotation of a GenBank genome assembly. NCBI's taxonomy places the organism in Eukaryota, Fungi, Basidiomycota, Agaricomycetes, Polyporales, Cerrenaceae.
CGCCAACCGCGCUCCUCUCCUCGUGGACCACGCUGCUCCAUUAUAUAUCUAUCACCCCGGCGUAAGGUGGAAGUGGAUUCUACGGUACAUAUCGACUCCCUCGGGAGCUUUCAUUCGUAUUUCACCAACUACCUGCGGUUUGCCUUCCAUGUUCAACGGCUUUCAUUCUCCCAUACCUCCAAGCGACGCGGAGCUUGCUACACAAACUUUGAAUGAAGAGUCUAGCUAUCGCUUCCCCUCAUUCUCCGCGAAUGAUGCUGUAACAUUAGGUCUUUCACUGCGGAAACGUUUCCGCGCAUCCACACGACAUGCCAAAGGCAAAGGCCUCGUUAUUUCUAUACAAACUAUUGCAGGACAUACACUUUUUGCAUGCACAGUCGGUGAUCUAGGUGGCAUCUCUGGUGUAGGAGAUGUGAGUCUAGACAGUUGGACAUGUUUGGAUGGAAUGAUAGCUGUUGUACGACGCACGGGUCAUUCAAGCUAUUACGUCGAGAAAGGCAUGGGUGCCAUGGGCAAAACGCCAAAGCAACUGGGCAUACCAGGGGAUUAUCGAAUCAAUGGUGGAGCAUUCCCAGUCUGGCUUGAGAACGCACCAUGUUGUCCGAUUGCAGUUAUAGCAUGCUACUCAGGAUCAAGCGCAGAUGACCACCACCUUGUGGUCAACUCAAUUCGGGACUACCUCAAGAAAAUGGCGAGAGAUAGUAAUCCGCCACCUCCUCCAUCGACAUCAACCGCCGUACCAAUGCCAGCACCCUCCACAGACAGAGAUAGCGCCAUGUGGAUGCGCGAACCGGCAGCCAGCUCGUUGAUGCACGGUCGUGACGACUACAGCCACGAAACCGAACAUGACCGUAGGGAUUAUGACCAGUAAUAGCACAGCAUAGGCAUACGAUACAAUAAUAUUAACCGCAACGCCAGCGUAGUCUAAUUACACCGACUCAUCCUCUGAUGAAGACCGGUUAGGGGCAGACCUGAGGACUCUGAUGUUUUCUGGACAACCGUCAUCUCAAUAAGAAUACAUUGACAUGU